This is a messenger RNA of Caenorhabditis auriculariae, 6693 nucleotides long. Lineage: Eukaryota; Metazoa; Nematoda; Chromadorea; Rhabditida; Rhabditidae. The record is from the annotation of a GenBank genome assembly.
AUGCCGCACACGAACAGAUUUUCCCGUUCAAAUCGAGGAUCCAUGAAGAACGACAAAUUAAGUGCCAAGCGGGUGAAGCAGAAAAAAAAAUUGGAACGAAAGGACCUCGAGCAGAAGUCUCUGGAAGAGCUCGACUCUCGUUACGAGGAAUUGCUCAAAGUUAUUUUUUACACUUUCUUUGACCGGAAAGUACCGAAGAACCUGAUGCUUUUCCAGGAAUUUUAGUAAAUGAUUAUGUCUGGAAAUUAUAUAAGACUUAAUAUCGCAAAUGCUCUCAAAAGUGUAUUUCCUCCUGUAGGUUUUUUUUGCAUUUAAGACUUCAUCAAAGGUUAUCUCUUAAUUGGAUUUUCGAAGAGCAAGAUUGAGUCAUUUGCAAAUUUUGAUGAUCAUUUUUCAGUUUGCCAAAAUGGUUGAAUAAUCUUAAACCGUCAAAAGUUGAUAUAAAACCAAACAUUUGAAUCAAUUAUUGAUUUUUUGGUUCACCAGUCUGCUGUUGGUAUAGAUUUAGGAUAAUUCUACAAGAAAAUAGGAGGCCUUUUUAUAAUUAUCAAGCUGAUCUGGUGAAUAACCUCAACAUUGAAGUUUGACCCAGAGAAACUCGGCGACAUUGAAAAAGUUCGACGACUUCCCGCUGUCUUGGAGGACUCUAGAAGGCCUCCGGGAAUGCGAGUACCUCGAACCAACGGAAAUCCAGCGCGACUCUCUCGUUUACUCUCUCAGCGGUGCAGAUGUCGUCGGAGCUGCCAAAACUGGAAGUGGGAAAACUCUCGCGCUUGUCAUCCCGGUCAGUGAUAAUAACAAUAAUAAUGAUAAGAAUAGGUUUAUUCACUGCAUACGAUAUAAAUUAUGUAUUUAAAGUAAUACAAGAGAAAAGGGCAAUAGGAUAGUGAUCGAUUCUAGGCCACAACAACGAGAACAUAUAGCUGACUCACGGCUAGCUUGAGCCAUCGAAAAAAGGGUCCUGACGCGAUAAAAAAAAAGGGUGCAAAAUUGUUUUUUCUGACUUCGAGGUGUCUCUGAUCGAUAAGCGAGACGUUUUGCAUUUUUUUUUUAACUUCAAGACCUUCUCCUAGUUUGCCAAAAAUUUUCACAAAUUUCCAGAGGUCUCUGGGAUGUUAAGUAUAAUUAUCUCUUUCGUAAGCAUACAUAGGAUAGUCUCGGUGUGUCCUAAAAAAGGGAUUGGACUUGGCAAAGAAACGAGAAAAUAGGGGGUGGGAGCUGGCAAAAGCCGUAAAAAAAUCAAACAUUCAUGUAUAAAAAAAUCAAGACUUCCUUUUUAAAGUUCGAUUGAUUGGCAGAAGCGACUUUUUUUUUAGUUAAAAAUGAUCAAAAAAACGCUUUUUAUUUUCGGAUUCAGCACCAUCGCAUUAGUCUAGUAAGACCUUUCAAUAUCAACUAGUGGGUGAAUAGGCUCCAGAGAGUGACUUGGUACCUGACACUGGCGCGCUCCAGUCUACCUCAGUGCUUCAAGGUUGACAUUGGAAGGUCGAACUACACUAAAUCUAUGCAGCUGAUCCGAAAAUAACAAUGAAAAUAAGAUAGAAAAUAUAAUAACUGCUCAUUUUUCAAGGUCCAGUUAAUAGCCUGAAGCGAUUCUUUUUCUUACUAGUUAGUUAAAAGUUAUCGGGAAAAAAAAACAAUUACUUUCACCUCCUCCGGCGUCUACCUUUAACUAGAUAAAAGGCUGUCGCCAGUCAUGCUCAUCCCAUAUAUGCUCGUAAUGAUACUGUUUUCGCAAAAGUAUGUUCCGAGCUUUUUUUUUUUUUUUUUUUGGGUUUUAUAAUUCAUUCUCUUGCCCAGUCUCUGUAUUUAAAAGACUUAUUUUUUUGAAGUAACCAUUAAUUACUUAUAGAAGAAGUCACAUUCAAGAAAGCAUUUUCGGCUGUGUCAUAUGAUACGCAUAAAUUUUGAAGAGUAGAGUUCUAUAAAUGAUUUGAGAGUUUCCCUUUAAGUUUUGCGUUUUUAGAAUGAUUUUACCGGAGAGUUUGUUGUCCUUGAGCCUAGUUUGAAGACCCAACGUGCUUUUUUUCAUUUGAACUAUGUACAUGGUUAAAUAGCAAGUUACAGGUACUGGAAUGUCUAUGGAAGGCGCGCUGGCAGUCGCAGUACGGACUGGGGGCUUUGGUGAUUUCGCCGACUCGCGAACUCGCUCUUCAGACUUUUUCGACAUUUAAUGCCGUCGGCAAGAAUCAUGACCUCUCUUGUGCUCUUCUUAUUGGAGGUAUAGUCUGUUGAGAUUCUGAAUGUCAAGCCGUUAACUCCGCGCCCGCUGGCACAGUACCUUUUUGUGUCGAUUAACUUUCGCACGAGACAAUUUUGAUCUUUAAUGAUCUAAAGCUAGAAAAUAAAUGCAGCACUAUUAAAGAAUCAUCGUCACGCGCGAUGAAACAUUGACGCAGAAGUUUUUGUAGCCAUGGGGCCGAGUUGACAUAGAAAAUCUGGGCAUACUAUCUAUUCUCUUCGUUGUGGUUCAGAAAUACGGCUUUUCGUGAAAGCGAAAAACUCGAAUAAUUCUAGAUCGCUACUUUCCAGUGACAUUGUCACAUACAGAUCAUUUCUCACACAUGCAGGUCAUUUCUCAAAACCUUGCUUCCGAGUUUUCUUUUGUAAUUGAGGGACUGUUGUCUCCCUGUGAGUAAACUCACUUUUACAUGUGUAGAAUUAUCUAGCCGUGCUUGAAACACCUAUUUUUAUAUUAUUUUUUUGCUCUGAUUUCCUGUAAGUUAACUUCGCCUUCUGACUAAUUGAGUAUUGUACUUGCACACGCAUACUUCCUAUAAACGAAGUGACGGUUGAAGGAAGCGACGUGGAGUACGAAAAAAGUCGCGUCGGCUCGGUGAACAUCGUAGUGUGCACUCCAGGACGAUUGCUCCAGCACAUGGACGAGAACGAGCGCCUUGUUUGCGACAGUCUUCAGAUGCUGGUCCUCGACGAGGCGGACCGAAUGCUCGACAUGGGUUUCGCUCAGCAGGUUUAACAGCUUCUCUUUCUUCUAAUUUCUCUUAUUACUGCAAUUGAAGCCUUCUUGUUAAAAGGAUACAAUCGAAUUCCUAAUAAGAAGGUUAUGUGUGAAAAUUGUCAAAGAGGUAUUGUUUCGGGGCAUUUGAGGGCAAACGAUAUCGGCAGAAAAAAAUUUUAUUGUUAAAAAAUGAAAUAUUUAUCGUGAAAUAAAAGAAACACAACUUUUGUUAAUUUUGACUUCGAUUUCAAGCCGAAAGCCGCGUCGCGUAUGUUCGCAACACUUCAGCUUUGUCAAUAAUUUUGUAUCGCCUUUAAGUAGGAAAAUAUUGACUUUUCCUGUCGAUAAAUUACCAUAAAAGCGAGUAGUUUCAGGUCCUUCAUUUUUCAUUUGAAUUUUUUUUCGCAAGUUCUAUUUGCUUUCGCACAUAUGAAAUUUUUCAAAAACUUGUUUCACUGUUAAACGUGCUUUUCCGCAGUUUUAAAAGAUAAAAAAAGCAAAACAUUCUGACGCAGGUAAAACAUUUAUUGAACAAGCAGUUUGCUAGAAAUCAUUAAGAUCUUUUUUCGCUGCAAGGGUUAACAUAGAGAAUAAAGAGACUUUGUUUUUGCAGAGAAACUGUUUUUUUUUACGGUGGUAUGAACUUUCCGACGGCCACCUUUCCGCCGAAUCUUUUUUUCCGACUUUUUUUCUCGAUAAACUCUUCGUUUUGAAUCUUCCUAUAUAAAUUAGGUAAUUUAUUCAUUGUCAAAACACAAAGAAAUAGGAAAAAAAAAAUGUUAAUAGAUGUUUAAUAAACCGAAAAAUAUAAGGAAAAAAUGUCGGAAAAAGAUUUGUCGGAAAGGUGGCCGUCGGAAAGUUCACUAGCGAUCUUUUUCAAAGUGGUAUGAAAAAAAGCCAAAAAAAAAUUUUUUUCGAAAUUUAGGCGCCAAUUCCUUUCCGACUUUUUUCCCUCAUAUUUUUCGGUUUAUAAAAUAUCUGUUAACCUUUUUUUUCUAUUUAUUUGUGUUUCAAUCAUGAAUAACUUGUCUACUUUAUAUAGAAAGAUUUAAAACGAAGAGUUUAUCGAGAAAAAAAGUUGAAAAAAAUUUCGGUGGAAAGGUGUGCCGUCGGAAAGUUCCCUAGCGAUGCGAAAAAAUCGGAAAAGUCGGCGUUCGAAUUUUGCUUGUCUUUUUUUCAUAACACCUUUUUUUUUACAUCUUUUCGGUUUUCAGUUGAACGCGAUCACGAGUAAUUUGCCGAGGGACCGUCAAACUUUGCUUUUCUCGGCAACUCAAACGCGCAACGUGAAGGAUUUGAGCCGAGUUUGCACUAAGGUUUUUUUUUCGAAAGCGGAAAAUGAUUUGAAAAUUAUUUUCAGGACCCAGUUCUGGUUUCAGUGCAUGAGAAAGCGGCGCAGGCGACUCCGGACAAUUUGAAGCAGUCGUUCAUUGUCCUCGAAGAGCAAGAGAAGCUCAACACCUUGUGGUCUUUCAUCGUGGCUCACAAGAAGAAAAAAAGCCUUGUUUUUGUCUCUAGCUGUAAGCAGGUUCAGUUGUCUAUGCUUUUUGUUAUAUAUGUUUAAACGGAUUUCAAAAAAAAACUUCAAGAAUUUAGAUGUGUAGGAGACAAUACCGAUUGCGUGAAAAUAGAUGAAAAAUAGAAAUUGUUGUUUUUUUUCUAAAGAAUUAACUCUCAACAAUCAACCAACAAAAAAAUCGUUCAACUCAGUCUGACGCUAAAAUUUGUAUCGGCGUCAAAAACUAGGAGACAUCUCCCAACUUUAUCGCACUCGGUUAUUCUGAUUGGAAAGAGAAACUGAUGGCGUGGAAAGAAAACAGUUUAUGACUUUUAUCGAGUUUUCAUGCAAUAUCGUUCAUAUAUAAUUUGGUUCAGAAAAUAUUUGAUGGUUUUCUGUAUGUAUAUCUUUUUCUACAAACGUGAUACCGAAAAAUUCACGAUAAUUUCUAUUUUGCGGUCUAAUCUUAUGAUGAAUCACAGGCGCGGUUUUUAACGGACGCGAUAUGUCAACUGCGUCCUGGUGUAUCUGUAUUGGGCCUCUGGGGGACAAUGAAUCAGAAGAAACGAAUCGAUGUUUUUCAAAAGUUCGACUCUCGGAAGGUUUUAUCUUUCCCAUAACUUUAAUUAGGGCAACUGUUGAAGGCAGCCGUGAUGAUUGCCACCGACGUAGCGAGUCGCGGACUUGACUUCGACCGCGUCGACUGGGUGAUUCAGGUGGACUGUCCACCGACGGUUGACGACUACAUUCACCGGUACCCUCGUUUCUUUUCUAUUUCAUACCUUCACGACUUUUCAGAGUGGGAAGAAGCGCUCGAAUGAACGAAAAAGGCGAGGCCGUGCUUUUUGUGACCGAGUCUCAGCGCGAUGGAAUGUUGGACAAGCUGCAGACUCAAAAAAUUCCAAUUGAAGAACUAGCGUCAGCCCAUUCCACACGCCUCUGAACCACUACGUUGUCUUUUCAGGAUCGACCCCAAACUGUUGACCGACAUCCGUGUGAAGCUGAGAAGCCUCCUUGCUCAAUCUCAGGAAAUCAAAGACUACGCCCAGAAGGUUUGCCAAGAAAAAUAAGUCAUUUUGGAAGAAUGAGCUUUUGAGAGCGUGGUGGCGUAUCUGCGAGCAGUUUUCAUGAUGAAAGAUAAAAAAGUUUUUGACGUCAAUACUAUCGACGCCGCUGCUCUAGCAGACUCUUACGGUCUAGUGUCCGUACCUCGCGUGCGUUUUCUCAACAAAAAACAGUCCAAGGUGAACAUUUUCUAUAGCGCCCAAUGUUUCCAUGCAUCCGUUUGUACAGAAUAAAGUUGAGACGGACGGAUCCGUUCAGAAAAAAUCCAAAAGAGAAGUGAAGAAAGACGAAGAUGAAGAGAGCGAUGCUGGUUCAAAGGAUAAAUAUGAAGUUUGGAAUCGAAAAAAGGAUCAGAUGAUAAUUUUUCUCUUUUUUCAGUCAUUGAUAGGACAGUUCGCGACAGACGACUUAAACGAAGCUGAUGAGGAUUUACUGACGAUUAAAAAGAAAGACGUUUUCAACGUGGAAACUGUUUGCGCGAGUGAGGAGGUGCUGCAGACGAAGCAGAUUGAAGGCGAUGAGAAGAUUUUGCUGAAACGGGGAACACUUAUACGCAAGCCGCUGACAAAACAGCAGGCGGCCAAGAAGAUCAUCAAGAAGAACAUCAAGGUGAACGCGAAGACGAAGUUUGAGUCGGACUCAGAAGACGACGGGGCUCGCGAACCGAGCACCUCUACUGCUCAGGAGCCUCUCCCCGGCGCAAUUCGUUCACAGGGGCUCGAUUUGGAAGAAGCCAAACAGGAACUGAAAAUGGCUGAUAAGGUUUCUUAGUUUGCUAUCCGGUUUAAACUGGUCACAUUUUUAGGAGGACCGUCGUCGUUUCCGAGAACUGCGACAGAAAAGAAAAGCCGACAAGCUGGCCAAAAAGGCAGCAAAAAGGUUUUAUCCAGUGAUCCGGAAUGAAGUGCGUUCUUUCUUUUCAGAAAAGCUGAAGAUAUGGAGGAGGAUAGCGAUGGCGAAGGACCUGACCUCGACUGGCUGCCGGAUCCGGACGAGGUCCGCAAGCGCUACCGACAAGAGGAGUCGCCUUCGGGUACAGCUGUUUUCGCUUCCGAAAUCGAAAGAGUUUUCAGACGAAGAAGACGUCCAAGCGAAGUCUUCGACUUUCUCAGCCGACGCUCUUCACGCCGCCGAGUUGGCUGCAUUGGAUUUGUUGAGAAAGAGCUCAUAG